Molecule: messenger RNA, 681 nt
Organism: Guillardia theta CCMP2712
Lineage: Eukaryota; Cryptophyceae; Pyrenomonadales; Geminigeraceae
Exons: 2
Coding region: 1-681 (226 amino acids)
Source: RefSeq, a predicted model, not a curated record
AUGUCGCAGACAGACUUGAUGGAGAACUUCUGGUGGUGCGUCGACUGCGAUCUCAUGACCUCCUGCAUGGAGAGCCGGCCGAGGAACAGAACUUACUUCGCAAGGAAGGCCUUCACUCCCAAGAGCCCCACUUCUGAGCCUGCAGGGCGGCAGGACGACAAUGUGCGAAGCCGAAGGCUGAGUUUGACCAAGAAGAGCAGCCUGGACUACGAGCGAACGUUGCCCAGCUCUCUCAAAGAGCUGGUGCAGCUGGAGAAGGACAAGGCAGAGGAGUACGAGGCUCUCAAGCUUCAGUUCAACACCAUGUCUAAGGACGGACAAUGCUCGAGCGAGGAGGUCAGGAUGUUCCAGGACCACCUGAGCACGGCGAGGAUGCAAAGGUACAGGAUCUCGAGGAGGAUUGCUAAGGUGCUCAAGGAGGUGGAGGACCCGCUGGGGUCAAACCCUUACUUCGCCAUGUACACCCGUUACUACCAUGCCUGGCGUUCCGCUCAUGACCGUCACGGCAAUACAGUCCAGUCCAAGGAGAACAUCGCACAACUGGAAGACACAAUGAAGCGGCUCAAGACUCUCAACCCGCCGGAGUUCGCACGGCUGGAGCAGCAGCUGGAUUUGGAGUAUAUGCAAGCACAAGCACUGCAGGCGGAAGAAGUAGAAUCAGGGGACGAGAAUGACAUCUGA